UUGCAACUCUGCUGCGCUAUCAACAAACUUAAGGAAGAGCAAACUGCGAGGAUAAAUUGCACGAGGACAUGCGCUCACUUGACCAAAGAUCUUGUAAGAACACAACUGACCUAUGAGGUAAGGAAUACAAUUCGAGAUCAUUUCUCUUUCACUUGGAUGAGCUGCAAGUUCACAUUUCAGACGUCAUUCCAUUGUGCGUUUACAAUGCUUUUAUAUUAUAUUACGCUAAUUGAAAAACAGAGCUCGGACUACACAUAACUUCAAGCAGCAGUCUGUGGAAAGUUUCGGAGACACUUCUGUUAAUUGCGGGGCUGAGUCUUUAAUUAGUUCUGUGCAUUAAUAAUUGAACUAAGUUAGGGUGGAUUCAAUUGCAACAUACGCGUAUAGCUGUAGCAUUUUUAUUGUUUUUAAAAACAAUAAAAAAUUCCAACGGGUAAAUAUAUACGUGUAUGUUGCAAAUGAAUCCACCCUUAAUGAAUACACUUAUGGUUUGGCAAAUGCGUGAAGUUAAUUGGCGAUUUAACUGGGAUAUAUUAUUGUAUUUAAAACUAAUCUGUGAAGCGGUUUAUAAGAUCUUUUAUAUACGCGCCCUUAACGGUUGUGAACCCGGUGCACUCAGAACUCGAUUUGCUUACUUCGGGUAUUUGCUUUAAAAUCUCUUCCUUCUAUUAAAAGAGUUGAUGUGUGUCUGACAAACUGACAACUUUGUGAUGAAAUCCGUCAUGCGGCGGAUGUUGGACAUUCAUGCAUAAUGUACUGUUUGCCGUUUUAAGAGUUGCAUUAUUGAUGAUUUAUCUAUUGAUAUGAUCAUGGCAUUUAAUAUCUGUCUUUGCCAUCCUCGAGUGAAAUCUUAUUCUCACUAAAAACUGUCAUAAGUCUUUCCUUUAUUCUGCCCGCUGUCAAGGAUAGUUAUUCACAUGGAAAACUAUAACUCCGUAAAAUAAGCAUUUUAUUUCGUGCCGGAUCGUUUGACUAAGAGUUUGCAUGGAAAUGAAUCAGCAUGAAGAACAAUGAGACAAAAAUACAUGUAACACCCGAAAGGUUUUGUAGGUCACGUUUGAGACUGCUCAGAUUCAUGAAAUAAUAUUAUUACUUGUAUGUUGUUUUUCCUUUGUUUUAGCUUAGCUUUAAAACUCUGUUCCGACUAUUCAUGAUUCUUCGUAAAUAAUGUCUUCUUAGAUGUAACGCAAAUACAGUACGCAUAGAAGGUUCCUGUUUUCUCCAAUACCUUCUCUUUAUUUCCAGUCACGUUUCACUCUAGUCUUGAUUACUAAGUAUCGGCUUAAUUCCUUAGAAAUUUCUCGAAGCCAAUUGUUUUGCACACUGGACGUAAUUCGAGUCCGCCCUAAGCAAUGUGGUUAAAUAAAAUAGCUGAAAGAAAUACGUCACACACCUGACCUCUGGUUACUCCGGGUUAUCAUCACGAUUUCUUUGGGAAUUUAAUAGGGAACUUUAUCAUGAUCCAUAUAUUUUUUUAUACAGUCUGGAUAUUGCACGGACGCCAUGUUCAAGGCGAAGGUUGUUCGUAUUUUCUGCGUCAUGUGCCCGUGCCUGUUUGCUCUCUUACUUAACUGCUCUGCUCUCAAUUUGGGUAAAGAGCAAAAAAGACAAAUAAGAAGACGCUGCAUGGUAAAUUGUUUUCAUUCCGGUGUUGAGACAUUUAGAAGAACCCUCGCGGACAAGGUAAGGAAGUUACAACGGUGCCGUGCAUGAUGGGUGUUCUCUUGCUAUUACUAAAGUAAAUGCUUCGAAAUACAACGGCAUUCAUAAUCAAAUGCAGACUCCGUACUACUCAAAUGAAUUUCAAAUCUUAAAACAUCUGUUACAUUAUGACCACGAAAAGAAUACAUUAAUAGCAUUGACCCGUACCGAACCAAACACUAUUUUUAACAUAAUUUUGAUAUAUUUUUGAAACUAUUUUAAUUGUAUUUGAGAACUUCAUUUAAAACAGGUACCAAAUUCUAUUUUUAAUGGAGUUUUAAUCUGUUGUUAAUGGUGUUUUUACCUGUUUUUUAAUGGUGUUUUAACCUGUUUUUAAAGGUGUUUUAACCUGUUUUUAAUGGUGUUUUAACCUGUUUUAAAGGUGUUUUAACCGCUUUUUAAAGGCGUUUUAACCUGUUUUUGAAGGUGUUUUAACCUGCUUUAAAUGGUGUUUUAACCUGUUUUGAAUGGUGUUUUAACCUGCCUUUAAAUGUUGUCUAACCCUGUUUUCAGUGGUGUUUUAGGCUGUUUUUAAUGAUGUUUUAAUCAGUUUUUAAAAGUGUUUUAAUCUGCUUUUAAUGUUGUUGUAACCUGUUUUUAAUGGUGAAUUAACCUGUUUUUAAAGGUGUUUUAACUUGUUUUUAAAUGGUGUUUUAACCUUUUUUUAAAGGUGUUUUAACCUGCUUUUAUCGGUGUUUUAAUCUGCUUUUAACGGUGUUUUGACCUGCUUUUAAGGGUGUUUUAGCCUGGUUUUAAGGGUGUUUUAAUCUGUUUUUAAUAGUGUUUUAACCCGUUUUAAUUACAAAUAAAAUAAAAAUUUAAGCUCAUUCUUUGUAACAAAACUUGAAAAUAAAAGCAAGUUUUCAAAAACACCCUUAAAAGCCAGCUGAAAAACUCUUUAAAAAUGAAAUCACUUAUUUCUGGAAUUGUCUAAGCCACGUACAUGUAUGUCUUGGGAAUUUUCUUUAAAAGUCACCAUAUUCACUUAUGAUUGUUUGUUAAAAAUUAAAACAAUUCUAGAAAAGUGUAUUCUAAAAUUGUUUAAUCAAAUCCCUAAGGUUUAAUAAAGUUUCCUAACGGAAAAUAUAGUUUAUUUCCUUCUUUCCUACUAUAACACAACUAUAAGCCAAAUUCAUUUGUACAAAACAAAAGUCACAAGUUGUUGGAACAGUAAAAAAAGGACAGCCUAGCGAAGUGUACCCAAAUUUUCCGAAACUUCUUUCCCGGAAGGUUUCUUUCCAUUCAACUUUGCGCAAAUUCAUGAAAUGAUAUUAUUGCAUGCAUGUUAUUUUUCUUUGUUUUAGUUUGCUUUUAAAAGCUCCGACUCUUCAUGAUUUUUUCCGUAAAAAUCUAUUCAUAAACAGUUUUGUUGCCCUCUUAGUUGUAACGGAAAUACAGUGCACAUAAAAUGUUCCUGUCUUCUCCAAGACCUCUUUAUUUCCAAUAACAUUUCUCUCGAGCCUUGAUUACUGAGUAUCAGCUUAAUUAGCUAGAAAUUUCUCGAAACCAAUUUUUAUACAUACUGGAAGUAGGUCAAGUCCGCCUUUAGCAAUGAGAUUAAGUAAAAUAGCUUGAAGAAAUACGUCACACAGUUGACCUCUAGAGACACGUCUGAACAAUAUCCCACGUCAUCAUCCCCGGUUUUUCAUGACGAUUUUUUAGGAAAGGACACAGGCAGGAUAUUGCGCGGACGCCAUGUUCAAGGCGAAGGUUGUUCGUAUUUUUCUUGCUUAAUUGCUCUGCUUAGUAUUUGGGCAAGGACCAAAAAAGACAAAUGAGACGACGCUGCAUGGUAAAUUGUUUUCAUUCUGGUGUUCAGAAAUUUAGAAGAACCCUCGGAGCCAAGGUAAGGAAUAGAAACCGAUGGACAAACGUCGCCUGCUUGCAGUUGCAAAUCUGAUCUGUAAAUGCUGUACAGGAUGGGUGUUCUCUUGGCACUACUAGAAUAAAUGCAUUAAAAUACAACGUCAUUCAUAAUCAAAUCCAGCCACCGUACUCUUCAAAUAGAUUUUAAAUCUUAAAACUUCCGUUAUGUGGUGCUUCAGUUACGAAACGAAUACAGAAUGCAUCAAUCGUCAAUAUUGUGAAAGAUGAGGCGCUGACCAGAUAUCAUGACCACUGUUAUCGUUGACUUUAUCUUCAUCCUGCUUUAUUACUUCCAUCUUAAAAUAUCUAUAGAUGUGAAUAGUGUUGGCCAUCAUGAUGAACUUUAUGGGCAGCUGAGUCAUCAUGAAAACGGGGUUCAGAGCCGGCUUGGAACACAGAGUAGAAACCCGCAAUUAACCAAUUUGUUUAAAUGGCCGACGCAAAACGUGUCUUCAGAUAAUUUUCUCUCAAAUUAACACCAGUUUACAGCGAAAUUCGUUGUAUCGCGCUACUCAUAUGUCAAACUUCGAGGGAAUUUUGGGUUUUCUGUUCCGUCAAUCAUUUUAGUGAAGGCGGGGUUAAUGAAAAUCACAAUGUUACGUGCUCGCCCAGCUUGGCUGAGAAUGACUCUAGACUGGCAAGAAUAGCAAAGGUAAUCGCGAUGAUGAGUGGAUUUUUUCUUGAAUGAAGGAGGCAGACGUUGCUUUAUUCUUGCAAGUGACAAGAAUCAGAAAGAUCAGAAAAAUCUGCAAAGCAAACUUAACUAGUCGAUAAUUCCCCGAAACAGGACGAUCACAACGCAACCUUGAAACGCAAAACAAACAAAACUGAUCGAAAUCCACCAAUCACGGAUCUCAAACCAUGACCUUUUGAACUCGUGCAGGUAAACAAAAUUUCCUAAGAGGUCUGCUAAGAUGAUUGGCAGAACAGAAAAACCCAAAAUUCCUUCGAAGUUUACAAAAACGCACAGCGCGACACAACGAAUUUCGGUAUAAUUUCGACAAGUCCAUCACUAAGAUUGAGGGACUUUUUAUCGUCAUCAUCAUCAUCGUCCGCAUUCUCAUCCUCAUCUUCAUCCUCCUCCUCCUCCUCCUCCUCCUCCUCCUCCUUUUCCUCCUCCUCCUCAUCAUCAUCAUCAUCAUCAUCACCAUUCAUCAUCAUCAUCAUCAUCACCAUCAUUAUCAUUAUCAUCAUCAUCAUCAUCAUCAUUGUCAUUAUCAUCAUCAUCGCCAUCAUCAUCAUCAUCGGUCAUGGUCGUCGUCGUUAUCAUCGUCAUCUUCAUGCUGUGAUGAUGAUGAUGAUGAUGAUGAUAAAAAUGAUUUUUUUUAUUAUUAUUGUUAAUCAUUACUGUCAUUAUAACUACCAUUACGAGGCCAUGUAACACGUUUGGGUGCAAGUAUCAGGGACGCAGAUCAACAAAUGCGUAUGUUCUGCGACACUCUUCUCGAGAAAUUUUUUCCUCUUGUGCAGCCGGUUAACUGUGAAAUUUCUUUCCUUUGGACAGCCGUAUGAAGGCAAGUAGACGCUUAAACUUUUUACCUCAAUUCAAUGGUAUAAUGCAUUUGCACAAAUAUUUCUGCCCAAAAUUUCUUAUUUGUUUAAUUUUUUUCAAUUAAAACCAUUCUCUCUUGUCAAAACGUAUUAAAAAGAAAAUUAAUGCAUUUUUUAGCAAUCCUAUCGAGAUGAAAUACUCAGAGGAAGUUUCUAAAGCUGUUCAAAAACACCCUUAGCACGUGAUUUAUCACUGGUUAAAAAUGAUCGCGCUUCGUGGUCCAAGCCUGGCCUCACGCAGUUUCAUAUGCGUCUAGUUCUGUAAAAUAUCUGUUCGAAGAAUUAAGUAUUGCCUAUGGAAUUUGUGGAUUCUCUAUUCAUACACGAAUUUCGAAGCUUAUCUAAUAAAUUCCCUAGCAUUUUGGAAAGUUGAAAUUUCACAUUUCACCUCCGAGGUUUAGCUAUUAUUACUAGAAAAUACUUCUCAAAAGGAAGCCUACUAUUUUCGGGUGCAAAAUUUGAUUAAUAGACGAAUUAAAAGGAAAUGUCACCUUCAUAAACCUUUAAAUUGCUUCUUUAAUUUUGACGCCCUUUUAAAUUCGGACAGGCUCAAGGAUGACCUAACUAAUGCAGAUUUUGGCUUGAAUUUUGAAUUAAAAUAUAGGAAAUGAAUCUUAUUUUGAACUGCAUAGCGAUAUGAAAGAUGAAGAACCAACUCGGUUGAAAAAGAACCUGAAAAAAAUCAGAUCUGACCGGGAAUCGAACCCUGGCUUAUGUGUUGCCGGUCAAGCCUGAAUUUUUUCAGGUUCUUUAUUCAACUGGGAGGACCGUUUUCGCUGUCGUAUACACAAAUCCUCUAGCGCCCCCUAGAAUAUAUUUCUAACUGCGGAUGGUAGAGUACUCUGGAUAACUUUAGCUUUAACGUUUUUUAUGCUCUUAGGAGGAAACCGUUGUUAAUAACCUGUUAUUAAAAUCAAAGCUAAUCGAGAAAAUCCUAUUUACGAUACAUUUUGUUUAAAAUAACACUUAAUUUCGAUUAAUAAAAUCAUUUCAAUUAAAAAAAUGUAUUCAAAUUAAAAACAGUAUAAAAUAGCGUUUUUAAUGUCUUAUUGAAUAUUUGCGAGUCCCUUUUCAACAUCUAAAUCCGUGUCCGACGGUUCUAAAGGGACUAUUUUAGACUUUCGCGAGCCUCUUAAUUAUAAAGCAAAGCUGAACUUAGCAUGGCAAAUGACACAUUAGCCCGGAUCCAUGGCAUGCUAGUCGCAAAGCUUUCACCCUUCUUUGGGACCGUUCAUUUUUCACAAGAGAGGUGAAGGGGUGAACAUACAGCCUGUAGUGUCUGACGUCUCGCUGAAGGUUGGUGGUGAUUCUUCUUCUUGCAGCAUUUUUGAAAUAAUUCCCGUCUAAGAGCUGUGCGAUGUAUGACCCAUCUCGUCUAAAUAACCAUGUAGCAAACCUCAACUUCGAUACACUCUUCCCGGGACGGCCAGGCUAACAGAGUACACAAGGCAUUGCGGAAGAUCAUUUCCUAGCGGGUUUUCAACAUAGAUUCCAUAAACUCGUCGGACGUUGGUUCCAGUCUGCUUCCUCUUUCUUUCAUUUGACUUUCUGCGGUUUUCUUUUUUCCUUCUCCUUUUGUUGAAGUGCUGUUUGUGUAUUCCCUUGAAUAUGCUACCAUAACUUCUCUUCUUAUUUUCUAGUGCUUCCAUGUCUUGAGUCACCUUUAAUUAGUCAACUUAGCUUCUUAAUAUACAAUGUAUACAUUCCAUCUGUUUUACGUUGAAACCGUGGGCAAAUUCUUCGCCCUGCUUUAAAGCAAGCCCAUUUAACUGAAAGAGUGUGAACUCGUGUUCCUUCACAUUUUUCAACCUUUCCACCAUUCCUCUCUGCUCUUUGAUGGAAGGGUUCAGUUUUCUUCCAUCACUGGGCUUCAGCUGGUACCCUGGCGUUGAAAAGUCUCUCGCCCUUUUUGAACAGCCACGCGCUUUUAGAAAGGUAGCUUCUUUUGUUCAGACGAAGAAGAUGCCAAUGAGAGGCCAAAUGCCACACGUUCAGGGCGAGCUAUCACUAGGGAUCCGAAAUUUUCUUCUCUAUCUUUUGAUUUAUGCUUUUUGAUAAACAGUUCUCUGUAGUAUUGGAAAUUGUAAAUAUUGUCUUCAUAGCAAGUCCAAUCACAUUAAGUAGGGAAUAACAGAAAAUAUCAAAAAAGGUAAAAUCUUGGGAGAGGGUUAUUAUUAUUAUUAUUAUUUAUUUAUGUUUUGGCGGGGGCAAGCGUACAAUGAUAUCCUUGAAAUUCCAUCGCCAUUCCAUCUGUCGUGCUGAAAAGUAAUGGCGUACUUGCGCUUUUUCCCUGUUUCGUGUUGACUGAAUAUCUGGUCUGGAUCCAGUCUCUAUAGGAGUCUGCAUUCGGGUGGCAAAUCCUCACAACAAAGAAAGCGGAACUCUACCUCUUCCAGAAUCAUUAACAACGAUACCCAGCCGCGCAUCUAAGGCUGUGCUGGCUCCCUUAUUUAACUAUUAUCCUGUGGUGUCUAGCAAAACUGGUUCGACGUGAACGUCUUUACACACCAUAUGCAUGCUAAGCGUUCCGCCUCUAGAUCCCUCAGUUCAUUAUGGCGUUGGAUGACAAAUCCGCCCCGUUUGCAUAUCAUAGCGUGAUCCAAAUUGCAAAUGUCCCCAGAAACACAAGCAGACGGCGUAUCAGGAACUUCCCAGUCGUACCUGGGUUUCACAGUAUCUCCGAUCGAGACUCACUCUUGUUUAAAUCAAAGUCCAUAUCUCUAACUGGCACAAUGAUAAACCAACUAGACGUACCUUUCUGAGUAGUCGCAUAAAGUAGAAUAAAAAGUAACUUCUCGGGAGUUUGUUUGAAUUAAAGUCCUACACAAAAAAGAGCAUUGUCUAGAUAUACUAAAUGACAUAAUUUAAUUAGGAAUAAAUUACUGUGUAACAUAACUGAAUAGGGACUUGUUGGUUAACGAAGUAUCUAAUUUUUGGAAGUAUUCCGAUGCAAAAUAUUGAACUUUCAACUAAGUCCUUAGUAUUCAGUGAAUUUGGUGACAUAUCUCUUUGUUAUGAAUAAUUUAUUUGGUUAUUUGAAAAUUUGGCUUUUUUGGGGGGGGGAGAGGGGUGGAGGAGGAUGGGGGGCGAGAGGAUGGGUUGAAAUAUAAUGAAGUUUGUCUUUUCAAGAUUUAAGGAGAGCUUGUUUGCCAUGAGGUAAUUGAAAUUUGGUUUUAAAUUAUUAUCAAAGAUGACCUCCAUUUCAGAUGGACUACGUUUGGCAUAAAAUGCAUUAUUAGCAUUUACAAAAAAACAGAAACUCAACUGAAGUCGUUGAUAUACACACGAAAUAGGAAAGAGCAUAGGACAGAACCCUGAGGGAACCCAUGAGUAAUAACAGUAUCAUCAGUUUUAAUGCUAAAAGUAUAAACAUGUUGCCUGCCCGUGUCGCUUUUAAUUCCACGAAUUUCAUAAUGACUGAGUUUCCUAAUCAAUAUGCUAUGGUCUAUGGUUUGCAGAUAUCGACCCAACAGGCCUGUUACAAGGAGUGCUUACGCAAGUUGGGUGAGUAACAGCUGACCGAUAGGAUUAUUAUCAUUAUCAUUAUUACCAUCAUAAUCAUCAUUUGUAGUAAUAUAUUUAUUUAGUAUCACCCAGCUAGUCAACUAAUGCAAAUCCUGCAUUUUAAUUGGUUACGCUACUAGAGGACUAUUAGUAAUAGUCCUCGAGUGGCGAAGUCCACGGCUUUAAAAAUCUACAGAAACAAUUGCGGCCGCUUCGCUUUUUGUGGAAAUUUCAAAGGAGGUCUUAGAUAAUUUACUGGAUAAUUCCAUCCCAGAAAAGACCGAAAAGGCAGCAAAGUACGGAAUGAAGAUCUUUAAUGGUAAGUUUUGUUUUGUUGUUGUUGUUGUUCACGAGCGAACAACUGCAACAGCUGUACGAAACAGGGCAACUCGGCGAGUGGGAUACCUUGGAUCCGUCUCAACUCCCCCGCACUGCAUGGUUUUACAUAACCUUUUAUUUCGGUAAAAGGGGACGUGAAAAUCAGAGAAAGCUCACCUCAGACAUGUUGGUUCUUCGGUGUACACCUCAAGGACGGUUUGACAGAUAACCCCGACGAAUGCGGCAAUUAAAUGUUUGAGGUUUCUAAUUCAAAGCUCUGCGCGGUGAAAACCCUUGAACGCUUCCUUAAACACCUGAAUCCCAAAUCCCAACCUGCAGCCUCUGUUUCAACGACUAAGAGAAGUGUCAACAAAGUUCAAGCCACAAAAAGAUGAAAUGUGGUACUGAAAUUCCCCCGUCGGUAAAAGCACACUCGAAAACAUGAUGAAAAACAUGUCAACAUCUGCCGGAAUAGCUCCUCAUCUAACUGACCACUGCGUCCAAGCUACAUCAGUUACAGUGCUCUCAGAUCCCAACAUCGCAGCCAGGCAUAUUAAGGAAAAAAUCAGACAACUCCAUUGAAUCGUACUGUUCCAGGGCUUCCUUUCAGCAGAAAGAGAACAUGUUCAACAUAUUGAGCGGCUUCAUCUCUGGUGACGCCGCAGAACCACGAGUUCUUGUACUCAAGGGUGCUUCAACAUCGAAGGAGCUUACUGGAGCAAGCACUCUUUCUGUGGCUCCACUGGAUCAACAGUCAACAGUGAAAAUGAAAUGCCACAGUCUUUCAGCUUUCAUGGCUGCUCUGUUUCUAUGGUAAACAACAACUACAUGCGAUGAACUUAAAAUCUACAAACUGUUGAAAACUUGGCCCAAUUAUCAAUCGCCAACUUGUUUUUUUUGUUUUUGUUUUUGUUUGUUUGUUUGUUAUUUUUUUAUGAACAGUUUUGGCUGGAUUUUCAAGAACUUCACGUCUUUAUGAAUGAAUGAAUUUUCACACGCUACCCUUUUGUAUCACGUGUUUCAAAAACUUGACAGUUAUGCACAUUUAUGCAAAUUUGGCGCAGUCGAGCGUGACGCUUUCUUUUGUUUUAUUCUCAGAUAAAUAUUUCUUCAACUUGCAUUUGCUAACUUUAUUAUUGCCUUUUCUGUCUGACUAGUUGGGUGAUACUAAAACAAUUACACCCUUCGCUCUCAAGGGCCAAGGGUCAAUAGCCCCUUCGGCUUCGCCUCAUGGGCUAUUGAUCCGUAGCCCGCAAGGGCUACGGGUCUAAUUGUUAAAUAUUUAUUCACCUUUUUUCUUUAUUCCUUUAUUUUAAAUAAGAAGUCCUGGGCCUACAUUCUUAAAAAUAAAGAAAUAAAUAAUUAAAUAACUUCAAUCGUGGGAAAAAACAUAGGGAACCCACCACCCUCUUAUUUGUAAACUGCAAAUGGAAAUUAAAUAAGAGAUAAAAUCUUACCUGUUUUGUUCUAUUCUUGAAUCUGCUAUGGUGCGAAGUCAAAUGGAAGUUGUUUUACGAUGCGGAAACUAUAUUCAAGUCGACGCUUUAACCGUUGUUGAUUACACAAGGCUUUAUGUGGUUUGGUUCUCAUUUCACUGUUGGUGUCAGUCGCGCCGGUUGUUAUUAUCGUCUCGUGUUUCGUGGUUGGUUAUUAAUUUAUUAACAACUCGAGAGAGAGUUAGAGAAAAGAGACAAGGGAUGAAAUUAAUUUGAUGACCGAUUUAUUUUCAAGCCGUACUCACGUAUUACGAGCGGUUUUUUCACGAAAUUCAUUCCAACAACAGUUUAAGGGAUAAAAUGUACGGUGGGCCAUUUUUUUUUUUUAUUUAAAAUAAAAAUCUUCGUAUUCAAAAUGGUUGGUUACUGACUUUUCGAUUUAUAAAUGCCUCCACUUGACUGGACCGGAAGUUAACUUUGCCUUUGACUUUGAGUUUCUUGGGCUUUUCUACUUGGCUCUGAGAUUGUUUCAAGUUCGAUUGCAUAUACAUACAGAUAUUGCCUUGUUGUUUUCGUUUUAACUGAGUGGUCAUCGUGGAAUAUUACCUCGCACGGCAUUGCGUCGUAAAGUGGUCCAGUCAACUGGAGGCAUUGAUUGUACAAGAGCGCCUAUCGAGUUUCGACCCUUGUCAUUUACUACCGUUAAUUCAAAUUGUUAAUAAAUAAAUGACCAACGAUGAAACGCGAGACGACAAUAACAACCGACGCGUGACCUCAUAAUUAUAAAGCAUUGUGAAAUCAACAACGGUAAAAGCGUCGACUUGGACAAAGUUUCGCAAAAUAAAACGACGUCCAUUUCACUUCGCACCAUAGCAGAUUCAAGAAUAGCGUGGAUAUUCAAACAUCUGUUUGGUUUUCUAAGCUUAUUGUCAUCAAAAAAUGAGUACAAUUUACGAAUGUUUUAUUUUUUUUCUCGUGAACGCGAGGUUAAAAAAUGCGAUAUACAUACAUUCCUUCCUAGAACUUGAAGUUGAUGAAAGGGCAUGUUAUUGCUAUAUUAUUAUAACAGCCUGUGAACCACUAAGCUAAAACUUAUGUGGUAUUAAAUGAGAUCAUUGUCAAAUCGCUCUAAUUUAACGUUCAUAUUAGGUAUAUAUUCCCUCUCUAUAAUGAUUGGCAGGUUUCAAGAAUGACUAUUUCGGUUUCUGUGUAUAGUUCAGUCAGUCAGACGUAAAGCUCAGUUUCAGGCUUGGUCCGUGCAAAGUCGUUUGACGUAAUGCACAUUAUUAGCCCCCCAAAAUUUUGCUAAGCAUUGUUUUCAAUAGGGAACUUAAGAUGGAGACGUUUUCGGGGCGACGGCGACCGGACUGGCAGAGAAAGCCUGGAACUAAGGCAGCCGUCGCUCCCCGUCAAAAAUAGAACAUUAAGAUCGCAGUGAACUCAGAAGGACGGCGCCUUUAAUUAGAAGAAUACCGAAGAGGAAAAUAUGGCUUCACAUAAAGAAUUAAGAGAAUAAAUAUUUGCUAUGCAGACAACAUGUAUCGGAUGAAGAGUUUCUCGUUUUGUGGAAAAAUUAUGAGUCCAAAAAUCCCGAUUUUCCUCGGGACAGUUACGAUCCGUUCACGCUAAAAAACAUGCGGGAUGCAGCUGAGUUCAAGGCAGAAUUUCGUGUUGAAAAAAAAUGAUCUCCACAGGGUUGCCGAAGCCUUGCAAAUUACAGGAACAUUAAAAUGCUACCAAGGAACCGUAUUCUUAGUUUGGCAUUGAAAUAAUUCCCGGGAAAUACUUGCAUGCAACAACAACAACAACGGCAACAACUUUAUUUCAGUAUUCCCACGCCGAGUUAGUACAUGGUAUUACCUACUAUUCUAUAUAAUUUUCAAUGCGUUUCAUUUAUACGAUGUUCUAACGAAAAGAGCGAACUAAAAACACACAAUUGAAAUAUCGGAGUUCAUAUUUUUUGUCUGGAUACUUUUAUUUGGCUCGUGGGAAAAUUUUGUCCCAUGUCAAGCUCACUUACGGUUGGCUUUUUGCCAAGUUGGAUCUUGACCCUGUGAAAUGAAAACAUAGAAACAUUCAAAGAUGUAAGUUUAGCGAACAUAGCUUGGAAAUCGAGCUUGAAAUGUGCCUCAAAGAAAACAAGGACAAUUUACGAACGAUAAUCUGCAAAAUGUUGGUUGCUAAACGCAACAAACCUGAUUGAAAUGACAGUUAAAUACUCACGUUUUCGCCACAACGCCAAACAGACCAGUUUCACGUCGCCGACGGGACCACGACGGCAAGGUGGUGAGCACGAGCAUGCGCAAUAUCCAACAAAUGAUGAUGUCACGUCCGGUUGAAGUUGCCGUCGCCCCGAAAACGUCUCUAUCUUAAGUUCCCUAAUUUCUCUGGGGACGGCUGUAAUACUCAGGAGAAAUGGAAAACAAAGAUUAUGCAAAAUUUGGGGGGGCAAAUAAGGUGCAUUAUGGGAAAUGUGGAAGGGCCCUAUGCAGCCCUCGGCCUAGUCUUUCGUUUUUUUCGCUCAUAUUAAUUUCCGUCUUAAAUUUUAAAUGCCGGACGUCAACUGGUUAUUUCUAACUGCCCCACACAACCAAAACCUCAAAUAUGCUUUUUUUUAAACUCGAUAAUGAAAUGUUGUCACAGCAACAAAAACACUAAUUCAGCAAUAGUCACGUGACUAAUGACGUCAUAACCCUAGGUGUGACUCGGGAAGAUAUUUUAUGGCAAAUAUUAUCUUGUUGUGGUCUGAAAUUCUUCUACAUAUAAAAUUGUCAAAAUUAUAAAGCUUUUAAAAAAUUGCCUCAAAAGAUUCUGGGAGAUUUUAUAUGAUAAUUAUAAUUAAUAUUUACUUUUAUAUCAUGGGUGUCAAGUUAUUCCUUAAUUUUGGUGUGAAAUUUCCGUGUUAAUUGCCAUGGCUACGUUCCGUACGCGUCAGUUUAUGUUGUGAAUGAACAUGUCAGGGCAUUGAAAGACGCUUUAGAAAACCUAAACACACGAAAGAGCAUCACGAAGGAUUCUAUCAUGUAUUUUGUGGAAACAUUCUGAAAAUUUUCAGUGCGUGUGGAGUUCUUGAUUGCUAAUCGAUCUGAUAAACAUUCCAAAAACUUACGAUUGAGAGGGUUAUUUGUCAUCCAUGAUAUUAAUAGGUAAUCAAAUGGUUUACUAAAGGCUCUAAUUUCACUUGUCACCAUUUUAUUUUUAUGUGUAAAGGGAAACAAGGCAAAUUUGAAAUUUAUCGGAAAAGCAAUAUUUUGAAGAGAAUCAAACGAGGUGGGUUUACUUUACUAGGACUGUUGAAAGUCAUUCGUUUAUUAUUGCGUCAAUCUAGUUUGAAAGGUCAUAAGAUUAAACUUUUCCAGGUUUGUUUUAAACUUUGCUAGUCUACAACUGGGAACCUCUCACUAAUACAUAGAUUGAAUAAGUCCACAAAAACCUACCCCCUCUCUUUUUGUAUUGUUUGGUUUCGUUUCUGUUCUUCCCUGUAGUUACCAGCAAGAAAUAGACACUAUUUGAGAAUUUUAUGAGUUGUGCUUAGUCUGAUGACGAAGAUUCUUUAAGCUGAGUGAGUAGUGCCGAGAUCGUUCCUAUGAAUCAGAAUAACAUUUCCUAUAUUAAGUUUUGUUCAGUUUGAAAAUAACGAAAUUAAGAGGAGAAUAACACCUGCUUUUGAAACUAAUAAAAAUAAACGGAAUAGGUUAGCCUAAGAUCGAUCGGUGGGGGUAGCUAUGGGGCUAUUUUGAUAACAACAUUUCCAGCAUUUCAUCCAUCUAGUAUUAUAAUUUAAAAACAGGCCAAAACAUAACAAAAACCUAAGGGCAACCAAAGCACUUGUACUGUGGAUAACGUUUGCUUGUGGAAUAUUAAAAAUUCACUUCAAAAUCCGAAAUCCUGGGCUUUGGAAUCCGAAAUAAAGCUUAAGGAAUCGAAAAUCACAAAAGAUUGGAAUCUAGAAUUUAAAUUUCACUUACAAAGACUGGAAUGCAGUAGCUGGAAUACGGAAUCCACAGCGUUGAACCCAGAAUUUACGACUGUCUGAUUUUGUUACAUGAAGCGAUAUAAAAUUGUGCUCAGUCGCAGGUACGUCGUUUUGGUGAAAUAUAUUCUGCAGUGUUUCAGGCCAUGCAAUUGAAGAAAAAAGGUGGCUCUCUAAGGAUGAAAAUAAUGCACUCCCGGUAAUAAGACGUUGAAACAUAUCCAGAAAACACAAGAUAGACUAAGUUGUUCGACGAAAUUAGGUAUUGCUUCCCUCUCAUUUUCCCAAUUUUGGUUUGACGGUUUGCUUGGGCAUAAACGUCUUAGACAUCCCCAUCAAAGGGGGAAAGGGUGAACUAAUCGACAAGCGGGAUCGCAAAUGUAGUUUCUAACUGAAGUAUAAAGGCGUUUUUAUUGUUGCCGAUGUUUGUGUUGCUGAAAUCUUUAUUCUUUUGAAAAUGCAGAAACCAGUCAACCUCACCAUUGUACCAAAUGUGAAAAUACGUCUUCGAAUACGUCUUACUUUCUCUCCGUACCUGAAGACAACAUA
Molecule: messenger RNA, 14898 nt
Organism: Porites lobata
Lineage: Eukaryota; Metazoa; Cnidaria; Anthozoa; Scleractinia; Poritidae
Source: the annotation of a GenBank genome assembly